GUCAACCGACACUAAUUUAGUUUGUUCUCGACGACGGAAUAGAAAAGAUCGUUUCGGGUAUCGUUAAAUAUAAUUUGUUUCGUAUGCGAAACAUCAUGUCGAUUAGAACAACUGUAAUGUUGUGCUGGGUUGCGGUAUUCUGGGGAGGUGUCCUGAUCGGAACUAUACAUUCCGUCAGCUUGAACGGUAAUGGCUAUGAAUUUACGGUUGCCAUCUCCGAGGACGCUCUACAACUCGACGCCGAACAACGAGUUCCCUUCCUCGAUGCUCUCAAAAAAACAAUGACGGAUACGUCAAAAAUGCUCUUUGAUGCGACUGAUUCAAAAGUCUUUUUUAAAAAAGUUAACAUUUUACUGCCGCGUGCUUGGACUCUUACUGGCGCACCAACAUCGACGUAUAAUUACUUGAACGCUGAUAUGCGAAUUGAAACCACCAUGACUGCCAAUGACCCCGAGACAGUGGUCCAAGCAGCGCGCUCCUACAAUUCCAAAAUGUGUGGCCAACCGGGUGAAUAUAUAAUUGCGCCACCCCAGUUUUUCCUCAAUAGCAACGGCGCAACUGUGAAAAAGUAUGGUGAUCCAGCUAAGGUGAUGCUCCACGAAUUCGCCCAUUACCGAUACGGUGUUCAUAAAGAAAAUGGAAUUCCAGGAAUGUUUAUCGAGAACGGUGAUAAAUUUCCCUACACAUUUAAAAAUCCUCGUGGCGAAUGGCAACUUACUGGAUCCAAUAAUAGCAAAAUUGAAGGAUCGUACGCAUAUCCGGAAGACCAAACGCGUUACUGCGAGUAUCCCAAUACUCCUGACAUGACAGGCGAUCUGACUGAUCUCAAUUGCAGAUUCAUUCCCGAUAUGACAGCUACAACCGGACCGACGACGUCUUUGAUGUUCAUGCCAUUUUUACCUACAGUGACUAAAUUUUCCGAUGAAACUAAUCAUGACCGAGCAGCUCCCAACAUGCAAAACUACUGGUGCCGCAAUCGUAGUACCAAAACAAUAAUUUCGAAACAUCCAGAUUUCACUAACCUUAACCCUUCGGAUGCCUCCACCAACACGGUACCGGAGUUCAGUUAUCUGCUCCCAGCAUAUCAGACUGUUUAUAUCGUCAUGGAUACCUCAAGUCACACCUUAACCGAUGAUACGGUUUUCAAUUAUGUCAAAUCGGAAAUCGAAAAUAAAUUAAUUCCGCAAUUGGCUGCAACCAGCCCCAGGUCUUUCGUAGGCAUCGCAACCAUGGUCGGAGCUAAUUUUAAUAGUUCAAACGGCCGUCUAGGAGGAUAUCUGACCGAAAUACAAGCUCCCAUUCAAGUCGAUAACAAUGAGAUUUUAUCAGCCAAUAAGGUGAACGGAUUAACUCGAUCAUCAGGGUCAGGUCUGUUAAUAGAGAAGGCUAUGCUGGACGUUGGAGACGUUUUGACCAGCUUCACACAUUUGUCCGGGUCAAUCGCGCUCGUGUUCAAAUUGAAUGACAUCACGAACAUGAAUGAAAUGAAGGUUGAAUCUGAGGCUGUCCAUUUACUCAAUUCUCGAAACGCUCGUUUGAUAACGUUUGAAUACAACGACGACAGCAGUAAAAACGUAAUGGAGAGAAGCACAUUACUGACUGGAGGGACUCAUUUUACCGCCAACUUAAAUAGUUACCAGUCUGUCAUUUCGAGCGUGUUCAAUAAGACCGUCGAGCUGGUCCGAGAUCCGAAAUUUCGCAACAGAAGAGUUCAACUGCUUCGAGAUCCGUUUACGAGUAAUUCUGCAACACCUUUCAGAAAAUUUUACACCGUAGACUUUGUUCCAAGCUCAAUAGAGAUGCACUUUUUCGUACCCAUUGGAAGACCCGAUGACUAUCAAAUCCUGGUAAACGGAACGGAUGGAAAAACAAAAUAUAACUUGUCAUCGCCAGAGCACGUCCAAAAAUACUCAAGUUGGGACAGAAAGUACAAAAUUCACACCUUUACCAUACCAUCUACAUCAAGCUCGACAACUGCGACGUUCAUGGUUGAUACGACUGGAGAACCGUUGUCAGGCUUUUACGAGGCUGUUGAAAUUCUGGGUGAAAACGUUCCGGUUUACGUUGGCGGCGGAGGCCAAUCCAAAAAUCGAGUAAUUGAUGUCGAAGUCUAUACAUCUGGCAAAAACGGAGUCCUCAACAUGGCUGACAUUUACGAAGACCCUUCGUUUUUGAUCUUCGCUUCAAUUCGAAAGGGCUAUGCAUUUGCUCGAACACUUAAGUUUGCUGUUGCUACCGUUCAUGGGCCAAACGCAACCCAGCAAUCCGUGUCUUUGAGAGACGACGGCCUUUACCCUGACUUACUUGCAAAAGACGGCAUCUACACGGGUUUCUACAAUCCGACAAAAGUGUCUGGCAAAUUUCACGUUUCUGUUCUCUUAGACGGUUACCGAAGAUCCGAUCCACUUGCCCAAUUCAACAAUAAUCCUUCCAGUCGUUCAAUACCCAUCGAUCAGAACGAAGACUCGUCCUAUCUCGAAGUGGGUUCUACCUCCAGUUUUCAACGUUGGAUUCCCUAUGCUGCCAGCCUUGACGUGCGGUCGGCGAUUUUUUACAAAGAACGACCGGCUCGCAUCAUGGAUUUACGAAUCGACAAUUACGAUUCGGAAAACCAAAAAGUAACAUUUUCUUGGACUUCUCCUCAAGAUAGUUACGGCAAAAACAUGUCGGUUGCUUCCUAUCGACUGGUGUACAGCUUAUACCCAGAUCAGAUUAUCAAUGAUGACGGACAAAUUCCGGAAACAGCUGUAGAAGUAGAUCCAAGCACCAUCGUAGAGGGAUCUUUAGAUCCUUUACAACCUUUUGUUCGUCAUUCUGUGACCAUCAACCCGGUACGAGAUGGACCCGCGCCCCCUUCGAUGUAUUUUACCAUGAAUUCUAACAGUACAUUGGGUUUCGAGUCGUUUGCUGCACCUAUGGUUUACCUUACCGAGUCAGAGGUCCUUGUUACUACUGUCUCAACAACAACAGUCACUACUCGAACAACAGCGGCUGUUACAACUCCAACAGCUUCAACAACAACAUCCAAACCUACAACUUACCUUACCGGGUCAGAGCCCCCUGUUACUACGACUGUCUCAAAAACAACAUUCACUACUCCAACAACAACGGCUGUUACAACUCCAACAACAUCCAAACCUACAACUGCCAGCACUGCUGCGAGAACAUCAACGACGACGACGAAACCGUCAUCGCCAACAACUGCGCAACCAUUCCAACCAAAUGGUGCUCAAAUCACCCGAGUUUCAUCAGUCUUAUUCUAUUCCUUACUCUCAGUUGCAUUGAUUUUAAUUUCCGCCUUGUAAACAACAAAAUGUUUUAUUUUAUUUUAAUUGUAGGAAAUUUUUCUUGUCUAACAGCUUAUCGAGUUAUCUUAUAGUUUUUAACGAUUAAUUGAAUAGAAUAUAAUGAAGCGAUCUGAAUUAUUAGAUUGUACGUAAAUGCGAAAUAAACUGAAUUAAAUAAAUGCACGACAUUGAGAAAAG
Messenger RNA from Daphnia pulicaria, 3485 nucleotides. RefSeq names its product calcium-activated chloride channel regulator 3A-1-like. Bases 84 to 3305 code for a protein of 1073 amino acids. The record is from RefSeq and is a predicted model, not a curated record. The transcript has 16 exons. NCBI's taxonomy places the organism in Eukaryota, Metazoa, Arthropoda, Branchiopoda, Diplostraca, Daphniidae.